UUCAGCGUUUCCAGUCAUCCCGCCCCUCUCUGCGCUACGUCAGCACUCAGACUCAAACAUGGCGGUACCCAUAGCCAAGUGCCUGGCAGCUUAUGCCUAUUUAUUACUAAUAUCUUUAAUAUUUCCGCACGUUUUCGCCGACAACGCUGCCGGGGACUCGCCGCACCGGCGCUUUGAGUAUAAAUACAGUUUCAAAGGGCCACAUCUGACACAGAGUGAUGGAAGAAUCCCAUUCUGGAUUCACACUGGGAAUGCCAUUCCUAGUUCGGAUCAGAUCCGAAUCACCCCUUCUCUGCGGAGCCAGAAGGGUUCGGUAUGGACAAAAACCCCUGUAAGUUUUGAACACUGGGAAGCUGAAGUGGCAUUUCGUGUGUCUGGACGAGGACGAAUGGGAGCGGAUGGAUUGGCCAUAUGGUUCACGGCCGGUCAAGGUCUGGAGGGUCAUGUGUACGGGGCCGCUGAUCAGUGGAACGGCGUGGGAAUAUUCUUUGACUCUUUUGAUAAUGAUGGAAAGAAAAACAACCCUGCUGUCCUGGUGGUGGGUAACAAUGGAAAACUUAUUUUUGACCAUCAAAAUGAUGGCACAACCCAGUCUCUAGGUACAUGUCUUAGAGACUUCAGAAACAAACCUUACCCUGUACGUGCCAAAAUCACCUACUACCAGAAAACUUUAUCGGUUUUCAUCAAUAACGGCUUCACUCCUGAUAAAGAUGAUUAUGAGUUCUGCACCAGAGUUGAAAACAUGAUCAUCCCUGAUACUGGUUAUUUUGGCAUCUCUGCAGCCACUGGAGGACUUGCCGAUGACCAUGACGUUCUGUCAUUUUUGCUGUUCAGACUUACAGAGCCUGGGCAGAAUCUGCCUCCCCCAGAAAAAGAGAUUCCCAAAGAGGAGAAGGACAAGUACCAGGAGGAAUUUGAGAAUUUCCAACAAGAGCUGGACAAAAGGAAAGAGGAGUUUCAGAAAGAGCACCCUGAUGUCCAGGAGCAGCUCAUUGAGGACCUGUUUGAAAGCGUUAACGACCGGGAAAUCCGUCAGGUGUUUGAGGGGCAGAAUCGAAUCCACCUGGAAAUCAAGCAGCUGAACAGGCAGCUGGCCAUGAUUCUGGAUGAACAACGCCGUUAUGUGUCAGUCAUCACAGAGGAGAUCUCCAAACGCUCGUCACAAGCACAGUCAGGACAGGCUCCCAGUCAUGAAAUGGAGACCAUUACUAACACACAACAGGAGGUUUUGAGGAACCUUAACGAAGUAAGGAACUCAUUGUCAGGCUCACUUAAGCAGCUGGCAGUGGGUCAGCAGCAGGGCAGCGCAGGCGGACUAGGAUCAUAUGAGACAGUCCAGCAUUUCAAUGACAUCAAGGAGCAUUUGCAUGUCGUCAAGAGGAGCAUCGAACACAUCAUUCAGAAAAAUGUGAAUCCUGCAGAGAAAGUGAAAUGUCCUGAACUUCCUCCUUUACCCACCUGCCUCUCUACCACACACUUUGUGAUCUUCAUCGUUGUUCAGUCUCUCCUCUUCUUUGGCUACGUUAUGUACAAGUGAGUGAAUUUUUAU
This is a messenger RNA of Sinocyclocheilus rhinocerous, 1549 nucleotides long. RefSeq names its product protein ERGIC-53-like. Bases 59 to 1537 code for a protein of 492 amino acids. Gene Ontology annotation, molecular function: D-mannose binding. Gene Ontology annotation, cellular component: COPII-coated ER to Golgi transport vesicle; Golgi membrane; endoplasmic reticulum membrane. Gene Ontology annotation, biological process: endoplasmic reticulum to Golgi vesicle-mediated transport. Lineage: Eukaryota; Metazoa; Chordata; Actinopteri; Cypriniformes; Cyprinidae. The record is from RefSeq and is a predicted model, not a curated record. The transcript has 12 exons.